AUGACCAUCACAGAGAAGACGACCUUCGAGCGUAUUCAUUUUCUCUAUAGCAGAGACGAUAAUAGAUUCUUGACCUUGCGUAAGCAAAAGUUCGCUAAUACCUCUGAAAAUGAGAUUUGGGAAGCUUUGACGAGUAGCAAGGCUGUGGAAGAAGCUGACUUGACGGUCAGAGAUUUAAGUGAAUGCAAGGCAUUUGAAAAGGUCACAGCUGACAGUGUCGUUGGUGUCAUUACCGAAAAAUUCAGCCCAUCCAAGUUUGACUUGUGGUUCAUCAAGACGGUCUUGAAUAACAGCUAUAUUCGGCACAAUUUGAUCAAGUAUAAUGGAAUGGGUGCGUAUUAUGCCGAGGUAAUCACCGACUUGUUUGAAAAGUCACUCAGAAAUAUCUCGAAAGAAGAUAGAUGGGGCGAAGGCAAAGCAUCUUUUCUUAAAUGUGUUGAGUUUUUUACCUCCAGAAAUUUGCCCAUCGAGUCUGUGCUCCCAGCAUUUCCAUGCAAGUCACCUAACCCAGAAAAGGUAGCUUCCUGUUAUCCAGACAUGGCGGAGGAGCUCGCAAUCAAAAGAAUCAUCAAGUUCGUUCAAGCCGUGCAAAAGGUCUAUCCUCCUGGAAUGAAGUUCUAUCUUGUCAGUGAUGGCCAUGUUUUCAGUGACUGCAUUCAUGUUGAUGACGACAUGGUAGACCUUUAUUUCAAGAAGCUCGAGGCCCUCUAUCAUCGUGUGAAGCCCAAUGAAUUUGACGGCAUUAUUUUUAGGGGUCUCAAUGACUGCUUCCGAUCUACUGAGAAGGAAUUUAUUGCAGACCUCUUGAGAGAAGUCGACGUUGACCAUCACAUCCCUACACAGUUAGACAAAGAAACUGAGUUCAACCGCAAAGUUUUGAUGCUUGGAUGCGACGACAAUGCUGACCUUUUGAGGAAGCAGAUCAAGACCCCAAACCACCCACGUCUCUAUUUAUACCGAGGAUUCAGCAAGUUCAUGUGCGAGGACCUUGCUAGAACCGAAAUUGCCAAGGCUGUUCUGAAGAAGAAGUAUAAAAAACUAAUUCUGGCUAUUGCGUUUGAAAUGAUCAGAAGAAAUGAUGCUUAUUCCAACUUGGUAGAGCUCAUUUUUCCUUUCCAUUUGAGAUUUUCCAUUCAUGCACAUCAUAAUGCCGGGCCAAAAUUUGGCAUUCGUUUGUUAGAUCCUGCGAUUUGCACUGUUGCUGGACAUGAUCAGAACGAAGAAGAUCGGUUGCUUCACAUACCAACACCUUGGCAUAACAGUAUUUUUAAGAUGGACAACUCUGAGAAGUUCAUUGUGUCUCCCUCAAGAUUAGCAGACGAGCUUGAUGCAAACGAGAAGGUCGAAGGCGGCUGGAAUGAGGAGCAAAGAUUGUUUCUUUAUCGCUAUAUUUGA
Messenger RNA from Candidozyma auris, 1395 nucleotides. RefSeq names its product Dit1p (gene DIT1). NCBI's taxonomy places the organism in Eukaryota, Fungi, Ascomycota, Pichiomycetes, Serinales, Metschnikowiaceae. The transcript has a single exon. The record is from RefSeq and is a predicted model, not a curated record. Bases 1 to 1395 code for a protein of 464 amino acids.